AUGGGGCAACUUCCAGAGUCCCGCGUCGUCCCUGCCGCGCGCUGCUUCCUGAAAGUUGGAACAGAUUUUGGUGGUCCGUAUUUGAUCAAAGACUCUAAGCGACGAAAUGCACCUUCUCAUAAGGCUUACAUCUGCUUAUUCAUUUGUUUUGCAACGAAAGCAAUUCACUUAGAGCUCGUCUCCGAUCUGACUACGGAAGCAUUCAUCGCCGCGUUGGAGAGAUUCACAUCGCGCAGAGGCAUGUGUACUGACAUUUUUUCGGAUAAUGGAUCAAAUUUCAAGGGCACAAAUAAUUAUUUGGAUGAGCUUUAUGAAUUUUUGCGUGAAGAAAAGUCGAAUGAAAUGGUCACAAAACAUUUGACAUUGAAAAGCAUCAAAUGGCACUUCUCGCCACCCACUGGCAGCCAUUUUGGUGGCAUUUGGGAAGCUGGCAUCAAAUCAGUGAAAUUCCACCUAAAGAGAAUAUUAG
Bemisia tabaci is the source of this 469-nucleotide messenger RNA. NCBI's taxonomy places the organism in Eukaryota, Metazoa, Arthropoda, Insecta, Hemiptera, Aleyrodidae. The record is from RefSeq and is a predicted model, not a curated record.